AUGUCUACCGACUCCAUCGGCACUGUCGCUGUCACUGUCACCCCCGUCUACUAUACACUCGUUCUCUCAGUCCACGUUCUUCGCUUUGCUUAUUAUAGACAAGAGUCUAUUGACAUGCCGGCGUCCAGUCUCAGCUCGCUCUCUAUUGGUCUUACGCACCUUGAAGGUCAUCAGCAACAUCUAGCACUUUCGCAGUCACCACCCGCUCUCAUCUCUCCCUAUGCACCUUCAUCGCCGCUCUACUGGAACCUUCUUGCAGUCAGUCCGACAUCGCAGGCCAACCAGGUAGCUCAUCAUAAUAAUUCGCGCGCUUGGCCCGUGCCUCAAGUUGAUAUCGCGCCCCAAAAGCCGCCUUCACCUGGUACCGCGCCCACAUCGUCCACCAAAUCGCCUGCCUGGAACCUUCUCCAGGCAGCGAACUACCCACAGACCACGCCGCUUCAUCGAUUCUUCGGACUCGCUAAGCGAUUGCCGGCGAUCUGCCGACCCUCCUCCUGUCUAUAUAAACCCCCCUCCCCCACCACUCUCACUCCUUCUCCCCACUCGCUCCAUGAAAUCGAUUCUCUCAACCAAGUCCACUUUCAGCACCAUGGCCUCACUGUCCAAACCUUGGCCAAGAUCUCAUGA
Messenger RNA from Alternaria arborescens, 627 nucleotides. RefSeq lists its product as hypothetical. The transcript has 2 exons. Lineage: Eukaryota; Fungi; Ascomycota; Dothideomycetes; Pleosporales; Pleosporaceae. The record is from RefSeq and is a predicted model, not a curated record. Bases 1 to 627 code for a protein of 208 amino acids.